GUGCCCGCCGCCUGCCCCACGCGCCGGCCGCCGUGGCGGGGCCGGGGAGCCCGCCGCCCGCGGGGCGCGCACCGCCCUGACCCCGGCCGGCCCGCGGCAGGCAGGCGCCCGCAGGUCCAUGGUGGGCGCGGAGCGCGAUGAGCCGCCCGUCCUCCACCGGCCCCGGCGCUAGCAAGCCCUGCAGCAAGCCGCCGCCGCCGCCGCAGCCCCAGCACGCCCCGUGCCCGGCGGCGCCCCCGGCCGCCGCCACCAUCGCGGCCGCCGUGCCCGCCGCGGCCGCGGUGAUCCCGGGCCCGGGCGGCGGGGGCGGGGCCGGCCCCGGGUCCCCGCAGCACCACGAGCUGACCUCGCUCUUCGAGUGCCCCGUCUGCUUCGACUAUGUGCUGCCCCCGAUCCUGCAGUGCCAGGCCGGGCACCUGGUGUGCAACCAAUGCCGCCAGAAGUUGAGCUGCUGCCCGACGUGCCGCGGCGCCCUGACGCCCAGCAUCCGGAACCUGGCGAUGGAGAAGGUGGCCUCGGCGGUCCUGUUCCCCUGCAAGUACGCCACGACGGGCUGCUCGCUGACGCUGCACCACACGGAGAAGCCGGAGCACGAGGACGUGUGCGAGUUCCGGCCGUACGCGUGCCCGUGCCCCGGCGCCUCGUGCAAGUGGCAGGGCGCGCUGGAGGCGGUGAUGGCGCACCUGAUGCACGCGCACAAGAGCAUCACCACGCUGCAGGGCGAGGACAUCGUCUUCCUGGCCACGGACAUCAACCUGCCGGGCGCCGUGGACUGGGUGAUGAUGCAGUCGUGCUUCGGCCACCACUUCAUGCUGGUGCUGGAGAAGCAGGAGAAGUACGAGGGCCACCAGCAGUUCUUCGCCAUCGUGCUGCUCAUCGGCACGCGCAAGCAGGCCGAGAGCUUCGCCUACCGCCUGGAGCUCAACGGCAACCGGCGCCGGCUCACGUGGGAGGCCACGCCGCGCUCCAUCCACGACGGCGUGGCCGCCGCCAUCCUCAACAGCGACUGCCUGGUCUUCGACACGGCCAUCGCGCACCUCUUCGCCGACAACGGCAACCUGGGCAUCAACGUGACCAUCUCCACGUGCUGCCCGUGACGCGCGGCCCGCCCGGGCCCGCAGCGCCUGGCG
Sorex fumeus (smoky shrew) is the source of this 1130-nucleotide messenger RNA. It is a transcript of the gene SIAH2, whose product is annotated as siah E3 ubiquitin protein ligase 2. Gene Ontology annotation, molecular function: ubiquitin protein ligase activity; zinc ion binding; ubiquitin conjugating enzyme binding. The coding region runs from base 138 to 1097 and encodes 319 amino acids. Lineage: Eukaryota; Metazoa; Chordata; Mammalia; Eulipotyphla; Soricidae. Gene Ontology annotation, cellular component: cytoplasm. The transcript is spliced from 3 exons. Gene Ontology annotation, biological process: multicellular organism development; proteasome-mediated ubiquitin-dependent protein catabolic process. The record is from RefSeq and is a predicted model, not a curated record.